AUGAUUACAGAGGGCGCCGCUACACCCUGUGCCGAGGUGCCGGCGAUUCGCCGUGUUCGGCGAACUCGUUCACGCUUUGAGCGUCUCGUCCGCCCUGAGGAUGUCGCCCCCGGUGAGCCAACCCCUAGUGUGGAGGGAUGGGUCCUAUUCCUCACCAACUUACCACCCAACACCACGAUGGACCACAUCACUGAUCUUUUUGUUACGCGUGAGGGUGAGGGACUCUGGAACGUGCGGGAAGUGAAAAUGCCCCUUGAUAAAAAUUGUGAAUGUUGCGGUUAUGCACUGGUGGAAUUGGAAAAGCGCGAAGCCUUCGAGGCCGCAUUGCGAGAUAUGGAAGGAAUGACGUUGUCCUUCGCUGAGGGUGAACCACCAAACGGCGAGGACGCGUGGCGUCUUCACAUAGCUCCGACAUUCCUCGGCGAGAAGGACGACGAAGAAGAGGAGUUGGUGGCGGGAGGAAAACGGGAGCGUGAGUAG
Trypanosoma brucei brucei TREU927 is the source of this 480-nucleotide messenger RNA. RefSeq lists its product as hypothetical. The coding region runs from base 1 to 480 and encodes 159 amino acids. The transcript has a single exon. The record is from RefSeq and is a predicted model, not a curated record. Gene Ontology annotation, molecular function: RNA binding. NCBI's taxonomy places the organism in Eukaryota, Euglenozoa, Kinetoplastea, Trypanosomatida, Trypanosomatidae.